AUGGCGACGACCUGGAGAAGCACACUCCGGCGUUUCCCCGACCCAAGGCCACUGCACCACCCCCACCGCUGCAGCUACUAUCUUCGUCUUGUCUUGCUCAUCAGCCUCGCCUUCUUUCUUAUGGAGGUCGCUGGAGUAAAGGCGAGAGUGAGCAGCGAGGGAUGCUUGCAGAGGGAGAGGGAUGCUCUCUUGCUUUUCAAAGCCGCCAUCAAAGAUCCUUCCGCCCGCUUGUCUUCCUGGCGUGCCCAAGGAGACGACUGCUGCGCUUGGACUGGCGUCGUCUGCCACAACAGAACGGGCAGCGUACUAGUGGCAGAGCUCAACCUUGGAAAUCCGAAUGUCGACCAAUCCAAUUGGAAGGAGUACAGUCUGAGGGGUGAGCUGCUGCAUCCUUCAUUAUUGUCUUUAUCUCACUUGCAAAGCUUAAAUCUCAGUUUCAAUGACUUUGAGGCCACCCAAAUUCCACCACUCGUUGGUUCUCUUCACAGACUCAGGUAUCUUGAUCUUACUGGGUCCAACUUCGGUGGAACCAUUCCCCCUCAUCUUGGCAACUUAACUAAUCUUCGUUAUCUUGAUCUCUAUGAUUAUCGUUAUCCUUAUUCUGCUACAGUUUCUAACGUUGUCCACAGCCUAGACUGGCUCUCCGGCCUUUCUUCUUUGAUUCAUCUGGACAUGUCCCUUUUCGAUCUCAGCGCUGCCUCCCAUAAUUGGUUAUCAGCGGUCAACAUGUUAUCUUCCCUACAACAAUUAUAUUUAUAUCAUUGUAAAAUUAGUAAUCUCCCUCUUUCUCUCAAUUUCCCUCUCAACCUCACUUCUCUCACAACUCUCGAUCUUAAUAGAAAUAACUUCAACUCUUCUUUUCCUAACUGGUUGUGGAAUCUCACCAGCCUCUCCUCUCUUUAUCUUGGGAACUCUGGAAUUCGAGGGACACUGCCUACCCAAAUUGGCAACUUAAUUGGCCUCACAGAUCUUGAUCUUUCUUCGAAUUUGCUGUCAGCUGAUCGUUUCCCUGAUGUGAUCAUGAAUCUAUCAAGCUUAUCUACACUAUGGCUUGAUAGUUGUUCACUAAGUGGUCCAAUACCGAGUGAGUUAGGAAAUUUGACAGCUCUAAAUGCUAUUUCUCUUUCACAUAAUUCACUUCCUGGACCAGUACCAAUUGAGAUUUGGAAACUAGUCGACCUAUAUGAACUUGACCUCUCUUUUAAUUCGUUAGAGCGUGAAAUUACUGAGUUCCACCUUUCUAAUAAUCUUACUUUUCUAGAUCUCUCCUACAACAAAAUUAAUGGUACUUUGCCACUAGCAUCACUAGAGAGUUUGACUAAACUAAAUUUUUUAAAUCUUGGUUCAAAUCGACUUGAAGGUCUAAUUCCCCACUUGCCCCCAAACCUAAAUUUCCUAGAUCUAUCCAAUAAUGCCUUUUCGGGACUACCACUACCAUCGAAUGUCUGCAAUUCUUAUAAACUUGAGCGCCUCGACAUAUCAAAUAAUCAAAUAGAUGGAGAAAUCCCUCAAUGUUGGCAAAAUAAUUCACUUCUUGAAUAUAUUAAUUUGGGAAACAAUAUGUUCUUUGGAGAAAUUCCAAAUUCUCUUGGAAAUUUGAUAGGACUUAAGUUCUUGCACUUGAAUAACAAUAAUCUAAAAGGGCAUCUCCCAUCAUCACUGCAAACUUGCACCCAGUUAUUGGUUGUUGAUCUUAGUGAUAACAAAUUCUCUGGAAAUAUACCUUUAUGGAUUGGUCAAAGUUGGCAUUACUUGGGCAUUCUUCGAUUACGGUCAAAUAUGUUUGAUGGCAAUAUUGAUCCACAACUUGGAUAUCUGAGAAAUCUACAAAUUAUUGACCUUGCAAAUAAUAAAUUGUUUGGGCCAAUACCACAUUCCUUUGGAAAUUUUAGCAAAAUGAUUUCAACAUCAACACAAUCAUUUGAUCUUUUUGGAGAAAUACUUAUAGAAUUCAGAGAGGUGCCUUGGAUGUUUAAUGAAAAUAUUACUGUAGUUACAAAAGGAGAUCAACUUACCUUUUCAUCUAUUCUUUAUCUUGUCAAGAGUAUAGACCUUUCAAAUAAUGACUUGACGGAUGAGAUUCCAGAAGAACUAGGAUAUCUAGUUGGACUUUACAAUUUGAAUUUAUCAAGGAACUACUUCAUAGGCAAAAUCCCAGAUAGCAUCGGCAGAAUGAGUUCAUUGGAAACUCUGGAUUUGUCCUUCAAUAAUUUAUCAGGGGCUAUUCCUCAAGGUUUGUCACUACUAAAUGCUCUAAACCAUUUGAAUUUGUCUUAUAACAACCUCUCUGGAAACAUUCCCUCCGGGAAUCAACUACAAACAUUAGAUGAUGCAUCUAUUUAUAUUGACAAUCCUUAUCUUUGUGGAGACUUAGUUAACAAGAGUUGCUACACCAAUGCAACAAGCGAGGAGUAUGCAAUGUUAUCGCCAAUGUUAUCAAUCUAUCUUAGCAUGACACUUGGAUAUUUUGUUGGAUUGUGGAGUGUAUUUGUCCUUCUACUAUUCAAGAAAAAAUGGAGGUACUCUUACUUUAAAAAGAUUGAUGAAAUUUAUGAUAAAGUUGAUGUGUCGGUCAAGAUAGGAUUGAAUAGAACAGUGAAUGGUUAG
Messenger RNA from Zingiber officinale, 2607 nucleotides. Its product is annotated as receptor-like protein EIX2. The record is from RefSeq and is a predicted model, not a curated record. NCBI's taxonomy places the organism in Eukaryota, Viridiplantae, Streptophyta, Magnoliopsida, Zingiberales, Zingiberaceae. Bases 1 to 2607 code for a protein of 868 amino acids. The transcript has a single exon. Gene Ontology annotation, molecular function: protein binding.